Guyanagaster necrorhizus is the source of this 780-nucleotide messenger RNA. RefSeq lists its product as uncharacterized. Bases 1 to 780 code for a protein of 259 amino acids. The record is from RefSeq and is a predicted model, not a curated record. The transcript is spliced from 7 exons. NCBI's taxonomy places the organism in Eukaryota, Fungi, Basidiomycota, Agaricomycetes, Agaricales, Physalacriaceae.
AUGGCAUGUGACGUACAGUGCUUCACACUGCGACUACCCUCACUGCUCACGCCCAAGAUUCGACUGGGCCCAGGCUCCAAGUUCCUGAUAGCAAUGGGAGAGUUGGCUUCGUUGGAAGCGAGUAUCGUGACCGCCUUGAGAUUAGGAGAUCUAGAGCUGCCUAAGGGGAUCCAGAAUUCUUAUGCUAACUUUGUCGCAGUCCAGAUAGUCACAGCAAUAGCACCUUCAAAAGGUGGCCUGUCCAAGCGCAGUCAGUUCUCUCAUGAAUUACUCAAGAGGGAGAAAAUCGUGACCGUCGAGAAGAGGCUAUUGGAAUACGACAGUACCUCAGGCUUUUUUCUGAGCGACGACAGCAGUGAAGUCCAAAAAUGCGCCGAUUCACUUGCGUUCACUCGGUCAGGUGCCAGGAUAUACGUAUGGCCAUCAUCUUAUCAUCCGCAAGCGACGUGUCAGCCAAGCUGGGCGAUAGUUACUUUACUAGGUGUUCGAUUCACAAGUUUCCGCGCUAAGUAUAAAGCGAUGAUACACAGACUAUAUAUUACGCUGCCAGGGCCUUCAAUGAUGACUUCUCUCCUAGACUUCCGGAUUGUAUUCCGAUCUGUUCGCAUCGAAUCCACUUCAAUUCGGGAGAAGGGGCAUGAUCAGAAUACUUCAGUCGUCGACAACAGGAACAAAAACGUGGGCGAUGAACCGCGGAAUACGCGGAGAUGUAAGAACGGAAAUAUGUCUACUAUUACAUCAUACGCAGACGAUUACGAUCUUUUACGAUCCGCUCAUUGA